Molecule: messenger RNA, 976 nt
Organism: Glycine soja
Lineage: Eukaryota; Viridiplantae; Streptophyta; Magnoliopsida; Fabales; Fabaceae
Product: CEN-like protein 1
Exons: 4
Coding region: 1-522 (173 amino acids)
Biological process (GO): flower development; vegetative to reproductive phase transition of meristem
Source: RefSeq, a predicted model, not a curated record
AUGUCUAGGCUAAUGGAACAACCACUUGUUGUGGGAAGAGUGAUAGGAGAAGUGGUUGACAUUUUCAGCCCAAGUGUAAGAAUGAAUGUUACAUAUUCCACUAAGCAAGUUGCUAAUGGUCAUGAGUUAAUGCCUUCUACUAUUAUGGCCAAGCCACGCGUUGAGAUUGGUGGUGAUGACAUGAGGACUGCUUAUACCUUGAUCAUGACAGACCCAGAUGCUCCAAGUCCUAGUGAUCCACAUCUGAGGGAACAUCUCCACUGGACGGUUACAGAUAUCCCUGGCACCACAGAUGUCUCUUUUGGUAAAGAGAUAGUGGGCUAUGAGAGUCCAAAACCAGUAAUAGGAAUCCACAGGUAUGUGUUCAUUUUGUUCAAGCAGAGAGGAAGACAGACAGUCAGGCCUCCUUCUUCAAGAGACCAUUUCAACACAAGGAGGUUCUCAGAAGAGAAUGGCCUUGGCCUACCAGUUGCUGUAGUUUACUUCAAUGCUCAAAGAGAGACUGCCGCAAGAAGGAGGUGAUUCCUGAAGAAGAAGAAGAAGAAGAAGAAAGGUUGCAGCAGUAAAUAAAAUUAAUUUUGUUUCAACCUUAAUCAUCUCAUAAUGAGAUUUGUUUCCUUUGGUUUUCUUAGGGUUUGGCAUGGUUGAGUAAGGAAAGAUAGGUGUGUUUGAUGAAAUCUCUUCCUCUCAUCAAUUUUUUCUUUUUCCAAUUUCUUUUGGAGUCCACAAACAAGGGAAACUGUGAGGUAGGUGGUGUUCAAAAAGUAGUAGAUAUUCUUGAUGUACUUUAUACUUCUAGCUGUUAUAGGUUAUGGGAAGUUGGGGACCAAACUAGGUGUUGUUGUGAUAGGAAUGAACAUAGCUUUUACCAAAGCUGUGUGUGGCUUUCUAGUAGGUGUGUCCGGAGUGUAAUGAUAUGUUUGAUGAUAUAUAAUUAAUGAGAAGGAGGACAUGUUAUAUGCAAACAGUUACUUUC